Molecule: messenger RNA, 1091 nt
Organism: Lagopus leucura (white-tailed ptarmigan)
Lineage: Eukaryota; Metazoa; Chordata; Aves; Galliformes; Phasianidae
Product: dual specificity protein phosphatase 13-like
Exons: 4
Coding region: 172-795 (207 amino acids)
Biological process (GO): protein dephosphorylation; negative regulation of MAPK cascade
Cellular component (GO): cytoplasm
Molecular function (GO): protein tyrosine/serine/threonine phosphatase activity; MAP kinase phosphatase activity
Source: RefSeq, a predicted model, not a curated record
UCCAAAGAGGGUGGGGGAUGAUGGUUUAUAAUUAACACAAUUAAAAAUAGACUUUGAAUAAACCAAAGGCAGAGAGGCUGCUUGUGACUGUUACGGUAGGAGGAAAGCUAAGGGCACUGCUCAUACAAAGGUAAGCUGAGGCACGGCCACGCAGGAGCUUCGACCACCAGGAUGGCCUGGGACUCGCUGUGUGGCAGGGACCUGCUGCGUCCCACAAUAAGAAGAGCCUCAAGCAUCGCACAGGGAGGGCAGAGGGGGGACACCCCAUCCCUGGAGGAGCUGCAGCGCCUGCUGUGGACACGUGCGCGCCCUAUGGGGCAUGUGGAUGAAGUCUGGCCAAACCUUUAUGUGGGAGACCUGUAUGUUGCUCGUGACAAAGCACAGCUGAGCCAAAUGGGCAUUUCCCAUGUUGUGAAUGCUGCUGCUGGGCGCUUCCACCUCAACACUGGGCCCAAGUUCUACAGAGACCUUCCUGUGGAUUACUAUGGAGUAGAAGCAGAGGACAACCCGAACUUUGAUCUCAGCAUUUACUUCUACCCAGUUGCUCGAUACAUAAGAGCUGCACUGAAUACCCCAAGAGGCAAAGUACUGGUCCACUGUGCGAUGGGAAUCAGUCGAUCUGCAACUCUUGUCCUCGCCUUCCUAAUGAUCUGCGAGGACAUGUCUCUUGCCGACGCGAUUCAGGCUGUGCGCUCCCACAGAGGGAUCUGCCCCAACUCUGGCUUCCUGGAGCAGCUGCGAGAGCUGGACCUGAGGCUGAGGAAGGAGAAGCGCGCAGGAGCUGGGAUCUGCUAGCACAGGGCUGGCCAGUAGCAGGAGCACAACCAGCCGCCAGGCUCAAACUGAGGCCAGCGCGUGGACACUGCAGGCACACUGUUGCAGCUGCACUGAGAAACUCUGCUGGGGAGAGCCGAUUGGAGUUUGCAAUGUAUUUUUUGGAUAAGCCCACUAAUUGAAAGAAACUGAAAUAAAGAAGGAUUCAGACCGGCAAUUUCACCCACCUGGGCCUGCUUUUUUAACAACCUGCUGUGCAGGGUACAGGCAGCAGUUGGGUUUUCAAGCCGAAUUAAAAGGCAGCACAGCCAACUUGA